Andrographis paniculata is the source of this 2146-nucleotide messenger RNA. Its product is annotated as glucose-1-phosphate adenylyltransferase large subunit 1-like. Gene Ontology annotation, biological process: glycogen biosynthetic process. Gene Ontology annotation, molecular function: glucose-1-phosphate adenylyltransferase activity. Lineage: Eukaryota; Viridiplantae; Streptophyta; Magnoliopsida; Lamiales; Acanthaceae. Bases 299 to 1903 code for a protein of 534 amino acids. The record is from RefSeq and is a predicted model, not a curated record. The transcript is spliced from 15 exons.
UUUGUGUGUAUAAAUAAAACCCCAUAUAAUGGGGAAAAAGUAACUGCAGAGGUUUCCCGUGAGAGGGUCUGGCCGGGUCACAGGGAAGAAAGAAAUUACACACACACACACACAGACACAGAAGAAAGAAGUAGACUGACUUCAUCACUGCACUCUCAUAUCUGCCCGCUUCCAUUUCAUCAUCAUUCAUCAUUCCUGCUUUUCCAAUAAAUUUCGGGAACCUAAUUUCGAUCAUCAUCGAUUUCAGCUCAGAUCCGCGUGGGUGUUCCUUUCAGUGAUUUGUGGAAGGUGUGCUGCAAUGGAGGCUUGCUAUGCAACAGCAGCUCUGAAAUCCAAAGGUUAUUCUUUGGGGAAUGCGAGUAAAGAGCUCUUGAAUGGACGAACAAGCUGCUUUUUGGGUGAGAAGAUUAAAGGCGGUUACAACAACAAUAAUAAGAAUUUGAGGCUUGGAGAAAAGGAGAUGAAGAUGAAAAUGAAAAUGAAGAACAAACCUCCAGCAGGAGUUGCUUACUCUGUUUUCACUAGACAAACGAAGGAAUCUCUGCAGAGAGUUGAAUCUCCGAUGUUGGAGAGGGAGAGGCGACGGGCGGAUCCGAACAACGUGGCGGCGAUCAUACUCGGCGGCGGUGCCGGGGCGCAGCUCUUUCCUCUCACCAGCCGAGCGGCCACGCCUGCGGUUCCGGUGGGUGGAUGCUAUAGGCUGAUAGACAUCCCGAUGAGCAACUGCAUCAACAGUGGGAUCAACAAGAUCUUCGUGCUCACGCAGUUCAAUUCUGCUUCUCUCAAUCGCCACAUCUCCCGCACCUACACCGGCAAUGGCGUCAGCUUCGGUGAUGGCUUUGUUGAGGUUUUGGCUGCAACUCAAACGACAGGGGACACCGGGAAGCGGUGGUUCCAAGGGACAGCCGAUGCUGUCAGGCAGUUCAUCUGGUUGUUUGAGGAUGCCAAGUCGAAAGAUAUCAACAACAUAUUGAUUCUGUCAGGGGAUCAUCUUUAUAGAAUGGAUUACAUGGAUUUCAUCCAGAACCACAUUGAUCGGAAUGCGGAUAUUACCCUUUCAUGCGCGCCAGCAGGCGACAGUCGAGCAUCAGAGUUUGGACUGGUGAAGAUCGAUAGCAGAGGCCGAAUAACUCAAUUCUCGGAGAAGCCAAAGGGCAGCGACAAGAAAGCAAUGCAAGUAGACACGUCGAUUGUCGGAUUGUCUGCACAAGAAGCUUCCGAAUCUCCAUACAUCGCAUCGAUGGGAGUUUACGCUUUCAGAACAGACGUGCUGUUGAAUCUCCUGAAGUGGAGGUACCCGAUGUCGAAUGACUUUGGGUCCGAAAUAAUACCUGCAGCGGUGGAGGAACACAAUGUGCAGGCAUAUGUAUUCCGAGACUACUGGGAAGAUAUUGGAACGAUAAAAUCGUUCUACGAUGCUAAUCUAGCUCUUGUGGAUGAGUUUCCUAAGUUUGAGUUUUACGAUCCGAAGACUCCUUUCUACACGUCUCCGCGCUUCUUGCCACCUACUAAAAUCGACAAUUGCAAGAUUAAAGAUGCGAUAAUCUCGCAUGGGUGCUUCCUAAGGGAAUGCAUGGUCGAGCAUUCGAUUGUUGGCGAGCGCUCUCGGUUAGAUUCUGGUGUUGAGUUGAAGGACACAUUGAUGAUGGGAGCUGAUCACUACCAAACCGAGUCAGAAAUUGCGUCGCUCUUGGCGCAGGGGAAAGUCCCAAUCGGUAUCGGAAGAGAUACAAAAAUCAGCAACUGUAUAAUCGACAAGAACGCGAGAAUCGGCAAAAAUGUGACAAUCAGGAACAAAGAUGGUGUUGAUGAAGCUGAUAGAGCACAGGAAGGAUUCUACAUUCGAUCGGGGAUCACGGUCAUAGCGGAGAAAGCGACGAUAAAUGAUGGAACAGUGAUAUGAAAUCACAACAAGUUUGUGGUGUGAUGACAACUAGCGAACUAACCUUGGCUGCCUCAUACCAUUACAUUACAGUAUGAUGGAAGGAAGAGAUAAUAAUAAUAACAGUAAGUAACUUACUUGUCACCCUAUACUAUGCUAAAUAAAAUGAAUGAAUGCUUGCUUUUAAUCUCUCUAGUAAAGGGACAAGUGGUUAAUAAGAAGCUGUGUUGUGUUGUAUGCGUGAUGGAUGGAUAAAUCAAACUU